Molecule: messenger RNA, 4259 nt
Organism: Cicer arietinum (chickpea)
Lineage: Eukaryota; Viridiplantae; Streptophyta; Magnoliopsida; Fabales; Fabaceae
Product: U-box domain-containing protein 43-like
Biological process (GO): protein ubiquitination; cell surface receptor signaling pathway
Molecular function (GO): ubiquitin-protein transferase activity; protein binding
Source: RefSeq, a predicted model, not a curated record
CUGAAUAGAAUGAGAUCCCAAUACAACUUCUAAAAACCUUCUUCUGAGAAAACUAUUCAUUCAUUUCUUUAUUUUUUAUUUUUCAAAACUCUCUCUCUCUCCAGAAAGAAAUAGAAGAAAGUUGAAUAGUUAUUACAAAUUUACACGCUUGUGGAAAAAAAGAUUCUGUGUUUACUUUACUAGUUGAGGAUAGCGGUCAUUGGUUAAAGCAAAAGAGUGAUUGGAGAAAGAAGGAGUCAUAAUAUUCAAUAACAGAAAUUAAAAUCACCAUCUACUUUCAUUAUUAUACAUAUUUAUUUAUUUAUUUAUUUUGCUGUUGCUUUUUUUCCCCUUCCACUUUCCUUCGUUGUUCCUCCUUCUCCUCCGGUUGCUUCAUCUUUCUCACCAAAUUUCUUCCCUUUGCAAAACUACCUUCUCAAUUUGCAUGCCUUCACUUCCCCUUCACCCCCAAGGAAUGAUUUCUACAAGAAAGAGAAGAAUACAUGAAAUUAGGAUAUUUGACCUAUCAUAAGAAAGUAGGGUGUGGUUGUUCUUUGUAAGUGGUAUUUGAAAUUGAACUGUAACGGGUAUGGAAGCAUUAUAUGCUGUUAUUGUAAUCAUCUUACCAACAUUAUAUGCUGUUAUUGUUUCAUGGGAGAAGAAAGGAUUUUAUUUUCUAGAAUAAUUGUGUCACAAGACGAUGUCUCUCGAAUCAUUCACUUCUGGUCCUACAUUGGAAGUUAUUUCCCAAACUAUAGAUAUUGUUUCCGAGUUUGUACUUUCUGCCGGCAAUGUUCUUGUGAAGAAGGAUAGUUUUAAGGAACUUGCAGCUUACUUGCAAAGGAUUGCACCAAUCUUAAAACAACUGACGAAAGAAAAGAUCAGUGAUUCCGAUACAUUCAAACAUGCCAUCAAGAUUUUGAAUCGUAAAGUCAAAGAUGCAAAGCAACUGGCUCAAGAAUGUAGCAAAACGAGCAAGGUAUAUCUCCUAGUGAACUGCAGAACCAUUAUUAAGCGCUUAAAACACAACACAAGUGAGAUCAGCAGGGCACUUGGACUUAUUCCUUUGGCUACACCAGGCCUUUCUGCCGGAAUAAUUGAUGAAAUUGGAAAGUUAUGUGACAAUAUGCAGGCAGCUGAGUUUAAAGCAGCCAUAUCCGAAGAAGAGAUAUUAGAGAAAAUUGAGUCGGCAAUACAAGAAAAGAAUGUUGACCGCUCCUAUGCAAAUAAUUUGGUGCUUCUCAUCGCAGAGGCUCUCGGGAUUACAAACGAUCGGUCGGCAUUAAAAAAAGAACUUGAAGAGUUUAAAAAUGAAAUUGAAAAUGCCCAACUAAGGAAAGACCGUGCUGAAGCCAUACAAAUGGAUCAAAUCAUUGCUUUGUUGGAAAGGUCUGAUACUGCCUCAUCAACUAAGGAAAAGGAACUCAAGUACUUCGCCAAACGUAAUUCGUUGGGUACUCAACCGUUGGAGCCUUUACAGUCCUUUUAUUGCCCUAUUACCGGGGAUGUUAUGGUUGAUCCUGUGGAAACUACAUCAGGGCAAACAUUUGAGAGAAGUGCAAUUGAAAAGUGGUUUGCAGAAGGACAUAAACAGUGUCCUUUGACUUUCAUUACUUUGGACACGUCGAUUUUGAGACCUAACAAAACCUUGAAACAAUCAAUAGAAGAAUGGAAAGAUAGAAAUACAAUGAUCAGAAUUGCUUCAAUGAGAGAGAAAAUCCAAUCUGGAGACAAAGUUGAAGUAUUACGUUGUUUGCAAACUCUUCAAGAUUUGUGUGAACAAAAGGACCAGCACAAAGAAUGGGUGAUAUUGGAGAAUUACAUACCAGUUCUUAUCCAAAUUCUUUCUGAAAAAAACCGUGAUAUAAAGAAUCAUGUCCUUGUCAUCCUUUGCAUGCUUGUGAAGGACAGCGAAGAUGCCAAGGAAAGAAUUGCAAAUGUUUAUAAUGCAAUCGAGUCUAUUGUCCAUUCUCUUGGACGUCGUUUGGGGGAAAGGAAGUUGGCAGUGGCGUUACUGCUGGAACUAUCCAAAUACGAUGUGUUAAGAGAAAACAUUGGAAAAGUUCAAGGUUGCAUACUACUAUUGGUGACUAUGUCUAGCAGUGAGGACAAUCAAGCUGCAAAAGAUGCAACAGAGUUAUUGGAGAAGCUUGCAUGCUCUGAUCAAAAUGUUAUACAGAUGGCAAAGGCAAAUUAUUUCAAGCAUCUACUGCAGCGUCUCUCCACAGGACCCGAUGAUGUGAAGAUGAUUAUGGUAAAAAUGUUAGCAGAAAUGGAGUCAACCGAUCACAAUAAGGAGAUCUUGUUAGAUAAUGGUAUUCUGUCUCCUCUGCUUCACUUAGUCUCACAUAAUGAUGUUCAGAUGAAACUGGUUGCCCUUAAAGCUAUCCAUAAUCUAUCUAGUUUAAAGAAAAAUGGACUCAAAAUGAUUCAACAAGGUGUAGCACGCCCAUUAUUUGGCAUUCUUUUCCAGCACAACCUUUCUUCCUCAAGUUUGUGCGAACAUGUAGCUCCAAUAGUUAUGCAACUUGCUGUAUCUACCAUCUCUCAAGAUUCACAGACACCAGUUUUAUUGUUAGAAUCCGAUGAAGAUAUUUGUAACCUUUUCUCUCUAAUUAGCUACACUGUGCCUGAUGUGCGACAACUCAUUAUCCAGACCUUUUAUGCCUUGUGUCAGUCGCCCUCAGCUUCAUAUAUCAGGACCAAGCUAAGAGAGUGCCCAUCAGUUCUAGUAUUGGUCAAGUUGUUUGAGAAUGAAAACCUAAAUCUUCGAGCGAGUGCUGUGAAGCUGUUUUCUUGCUUGGUAGAAAGCUGUGAGGAAGCCACCAUACUGGAGCAUGUGAAUCAGAAGUGUAUUGAGACUUUACUUCUGAUCCUGAAAUCUUCAUCUGAUGAAGAGGAAAUUGUUUCUGCUAUGGGAAUAAUAUACUAUCUGCCAAAAAUUCAACAGAUCACUCAGUGGCUUUUCGAUGCUGGGGCGCUUCUGACCAUUUGUAAUUAUAUCCAAAAAGGGAAAGACAAAGAUAUCCAAAAGAGUAAGCUGGUAGAGAAUUCUGUUGGUGCCUUGUGUCGUUUUACCAUUCCAACAAACUUGGAAUGGCAAAAGUGUGCAGCUGAAACCGGGAUUAUAACUGUUUUAGUACAGUUGCUUGAAAGUGGAACUCCUUCAACAAAACAGCUAGCAGCACUGUCCCUAACUCAAUUUUCUAAAAGGUCACAUGAACUGAGCAGUCCAAUGCCGAAGCGCAGCGGAUUUUGGUGCUUCUCAGCUCAAGCAGAAGCUGGAUGCUUAGUUCAUGGCGGUGUAUGUACUGUGGAAUCAUCAUUUUGUCUUUUGGAGGCUGAUGCAGUGGGACCACUAGCAAAGACUCUUGGGGAAUCUGAUCCUGGAGUGAGUGAGACUUCUUUGGAUGCUCUUCUAACUUUAAUUGAAGGGGAAAAGCUACAGACUGGUAGUAAAGUGCUCGCCGAUCAAAAUGUCAUACCACUAAUAAUAAGAUUUAUCGGUUCCCCUUCCCCUGGAUUGCAGGAAAAGUCUCUUCAUGCUUUGGAAAGGAUUUUCCAGCUAUACGAGUUCCAACAGAAAUAUGGAGUUUCAGCUCAAAUGCCUCUCGUUGACUUAACUCAACGGGGUAGUGGUAGCAUGAAAUCCUUGGCAGCUCGAAUAUUGGCACAUUUGAAUGUGCUUCAUGAUCAAUCUUCAUAUUUCUAAAGAAUGUUGAUUCAAUUAAAUGUGCUGAAGAGCUAAGUUAACUAACCAUAAGGUAUAACCUUCCGUUGAUUCUUUGUCCGUGGCAUGACAAAAGCAGUUGCAACUUGCAAACGAAAAAGUUUGGACAGGAAAUGAGACUCUUUCACAAAUAAAGUUUCUUUUAUUUGUGCAGCAACAUGAUAAUGAUAUUGAUGUGGUUCCUCCUGCUAGAACAACAAAGUUGAUUUUCCUCAGUCUGGUAACCAUGUGACCAAGGUUGUAGCUUUGCAUUGAGCUAUUUCUCAUUGAGAAUCAUAUAGAUCUUGUAUUCAAAGUGUCUUCGUCCAAUUUAGGCUAUUGUUGUAUUAAUGUAGGAUUAGCAUUGGACAUGUGGGGAUUCAUUGGGGGCUUGUAUUGUACGCCCUAAAUAUCGUGUACAUUUGAGGAUUGAUUGGAUUGAAUGGUUAUUUGUGUAAAAUAUACAAAUAAAUAUCCCUUUCUUGAAUGAGGUGUAUUCUAUGCUCGGAGAACUCAUUUGUUUUGUGCUUCUUACAAUGUAAAAAAUGUAUGUUUAUUAUUAUUGUGGUCA